This is a messenger RNA of Meloidogyne enterolobii, 1011 nucleotides long. The record is from the annotation of a GenBank genome assembly. Lineage: Eukaryota; Metazoa; Nematoda; Chromadorea; Rhabditida; Meloidogynidae.
AUGAAUGAAUUGGCAAAAAGUUAUGUAAUCCGUUUUGGUUUGCCAAAAAGUAAUCCUUAUUUAAGUCCAACUGAUUAUGUUUAUAGCAAGGUUUCAACAUUUCAUGAGUUAGUUUCGUCUGUUGUUCAAGCUGGUGAUCAGGCAAUGUUAGAUAAUUUACAUUCAAAAGCACAAGUUAUUAUUGAGGUUGGAUCUUUACUUCUAACUUUGGUUGAAGGUGUUCAGGAUGCUCGUCAUGAGGAUUUUGCAAUUCAUAUAGAAAAUGAUAUUUCGACAUGGCUAAAUCAACCAGACUUUCUCACCCAUUUUACCGCUCAUUUAAAUACUGCUCUUGACUUUUUGACUUCAUCAAUUCCUGCAUCAGCAGUUACAACAUUAGAUGAACAAACACAGCUUCCCACUCCUCAUUCAACAAUUUAUGAGCAAUGUCUACAAUUGGCACAUUUUGUUCUUUCGCAACAAUCUUCAGCUCAACGCAAUGACUCAGAAAUUAUUUCACGUUUUGCGAUGUUGGGUCAUCAAAGGGAUGCUUUAGAAUUGGCUGAAAAGUAUAGAGAUUUUACUUUCCUCGUUGUUUACUGCUACAAUAGACUUGAUAAACGACAAUGUGAGGAAGCAUUGAAUAGAUACAAAAAAGAAUACGAGAAUGAUAAUUUUUACGAUUUUCUUUAUACUUGGUAUCAACAAAAAGGAAUGUUUAAUCAUCUUCUUGCUGAACCUGGGAAAAAAGCUAGUGAUUUUCUAGCAAAACGUCAAGAACUCAAUUGGAUAAGACAAGUUGAAGAAGGCCAAUUUACACAAGCAAAGAUAACAUUGAAAAAGAUGGCAAAUAAUGAGAAAGAUGAAAACAAAAGAUUGAUAGAAUUAUCGUUGUGUAAAUUAGCUGCUCUUUGUGAAGAACAAGAAAACUUGCCUGAAAUUGCUGAAUUAUCUGAACAGAUAAGUGAAUUACAUGAAAAACAAAGGAUGAAAGAAAUGAAUAGAGAGGGAAGUGAAAAUAUUGAAAUGUAA